Messenger RNA from Scheffersomyces stipitis CBS 6054, 1200 nucleotides. It is a transcript of the gene PEX2, whose product is annotated as ubiquitin-protein ligase peroxin 2. The transcript is spliced from 2 exons. Lineage: Eukaryota; Fungi; Ascomycota; Pichiomycetes; Serinales; Debaryomycetaceae. Gene Ontology annotation, cellular component: peroxisomal membrane. Bases 1 to 1200 code for a protein of 399 amino acids. Gene Ontology annotation, biological process: protein import into peroxisome matrix. Gene Ontology annotation, molecular function: zinc ion binding. The record is from RefSeq and is a predicted model, not a curated record.
AUGAUCCCCAUAUCGUAUCCUUCGCCCAGAGUAUCACAGCUCGACGCCCAUAUUUUGGAUUCCGAGUUGUUGUCGUUGCUCAAGGAACAACUAGCAUCUAUUUUCCAACUUCAUACAAAUAGCAGAUUCUCAUAUAGUCAGAAUCCUGAGCUCUGGUCGCUUCUUCUAAAUGUACUUGUAUUCAAGCUCACGGUGUGGAAAUCAGGCUCUUCAUACGGCUUGGCGCUACAGAACUUGAAGCUUACCGAUUCAAAGACCAACAAACUUAUUGGUGUUUCCAAAAGAUCGCUACUUCUAGCCCUUCUUGUGGGAGACUAUCUUUACAGUAAGCUCCAGUCGUACUUGUAUUCUCUUGAUGACAACGACAGAUCCGAGCCAUACUCGUUUGCUUUGUUCAACAGGGUGAAAAGUUACGUCUACCGUAACCGAACAGCGCUUAUUAGCAGUGUCGAUAAUGGGUUCAAGACGCUUAACCUCAUCAACUUCAUGCUUUUUCUAGUUAAUGGAAAAUAUCCUUCACUCAUCCAUCGUGCUCUCAGAAUAACCAUGACUCCUAUAGCGUCUGAUUUGUUGAGAUUCAACGGGAGUAACGUUAAUUUCGAGUUCCAGAAUAGGCAGUUGGUCUGGAACGUCAUGACCGAAUUCUUAGUGUUCCUCUUACCUUUGCUCCAGUUGAAUAAGCUUCGUAAAAUGGCCAGACAGGCUCUCAGCACAUCGAAAAGUCAGGAGAAAACAACCAUAAUAUCUCCAUACACGAAUUUGCCAUUAUCACAAUGCGCAAUUUGUCAUGAUAACAAUAACCAGGCUGCUGCUUCUGGGAUGAAGUCGUUCACUACUUCCGGUAACAUCACCAACCCAUAUGUAACCAAUUGUGGACAUAUUUAUUGCUAUGUCUGUAUAUCUACGAGAUUCAAUGCUAUAAAGGCAUCGGGAGAAGAGCUUCCUUGUCUCCGUUGUGGACUGAAAUUGGAAUGGUUCAGAGAAUACGGAACUUCUGAGGAUGGCACUAAUGAGGUAGAUACAGAUGCGAUAUUAUAUGAAUUGGAGGCCAUAGACGAAGAAGAGGAGGAGGAGAUUGGAUCUGCUUUGGUUAAAACUCAAUCUCUAAGCAAGCCAGACGACGGUGACGAAGAUGGCAGCGACCAGGAUGAGUACAGCGAAGAGGAAGACUUUGACGAAGACGAAGCCAUGGACAUGUAA